Molecule: messenger RNA, 2498 nt
Organism: Hydractinia symbiolongicarpus
Lineage: Eukaryota; Metazoa; Cnidaria; Hydrozoa; Anthoathecata; Hydractiniidae
Exons: 2
Coding region: 598-2496 (632 amino acids)
Molecular function (GO): ubiquitin-protein transferase activity
Source: RefSeq, a predicted model, not a curated record
AAUUACGAUGGCUCUGAGGGGUCACACUUCUGUCAUAACUUUUUUUUACUUCUGCACUUUUUUUGAAAAUACUUCUGCACUUUUUUUGAAAAUAUAUACUUCUGCAAUUUUUUUGAAAAUACUUCUGCACUUUUUUUUGAAAAUACUUCUGCACUUUUUUUUGAAAAUACUUCUGCACUUUUUUUGAAAAUACUUCUGCGCACCUUUUUUUAAAAUACUUCUGCAAUUUUACUUCUGCACAUUUUUUAAAAAAACUUUUAGGAAGGAACUUUAUUUAAAUAUGGCGGAUAUAAACAGAUCGUAAAAUGCAAAUAUUUUGGUGCAAUAUGUUAGCUAGGCCCCAGCCCGAAGAAAUUGUAGUUAUUAAAAUAAAGUUUACUUCAGUCCUCAAUGUUUUGGUCAAAAUAUUUUUUUUUAUAAUAUCUUUUGUUGCUUGUUAUUUUUUGGUAGGUUAAAGGUUAUAUAGACGCUAGCUAGCUAUUUGUGUGGACCUAAUGGGAUGGCUUUUUAUAAAAAUGUGAACAUAAGCAACGUUUAACUGUACUAAAAUUGGUGCCUUGGGCAAACUGUAUUAUUUUUUAUUUUUAGUGUAAAUCAAUGGACAAUAUUUUAAAGAAUACCAUUAGAACAGAAAUCAAAUCAUUUAUGGAUUCAGAAAAUACAAAUAAUGAAAGAAAAGAAGACAAAAAAGACAAGGGUCCACGAAAAACAGAACAAAGACUAGGACAACUGUUAUCCAAAAUUCGAGCAAAGUCAUCUGAAAGUGGAAGUUCACAAUAUUCUAGUCGACCCUCCAAAAAGUACAAAAAGUUACAACUUAAGUAUGAGAGAUAUGAUAACCUAAUUAACGAAUUCAAAGUGGUAAGGCUAAAAGAUGGAGGAGGCCCAAGAUUCGUUGACGUGGAACAAGAAACUCCUAUAUCAUUCCAAGAAAUAAAGGAACUAGCUAAAAACUUUUACUUUGAUGAUAACAACUGUAACAAUUUUUCAGAAAACGUUGCUGAAUGCACAAUUGAUCUUGUAGCAAUCACAGGUCAAAAUAUUGAUGAAGAUGAAGACAUGUGGGAAUACCUUAAGAGAAAAGGCCUUGUUAUUUCUAAAACAUUCUUUGUCUUAAGGUCAACAUAUGUAGAUUUAAGUGAGGACAAUUUACCUGCAGUUUUCAACAAUUUUAAUGAAUUUAAUGAGUCAAUGAAUGUUGAAAGUACACCCAAACGAAAAUUGUGCCAUACCUGCCACUGUACCUACACUGGAAUUGAAUGCUUCAUCUGCUUACAAAAUCAAGAGUACUUGGAAAGUCUUGAAAAGGACAAGGAAAAGACUGCAUUAGAACUGAACUUGACAACAGCUACAGAACUAAACGAUUGUUUUGACAACGAAAUGCCAAAUAGUUCAUUUGAAGGAAAUCCUAUUCCUGAUUUGCCAUCAGUUGCCGAAUUAAGGCAGAUCAGAUUAAAUCUAUUUACCACAGAUGUACCUGAAUGUUUAACUGCAGAAAAAGAAGUAAAAGUUAACAGACACAAUAUAAGAAAAGACUUGAUUAAAGCUUUCCAAGAUGAGAUCAAGGUGAAUGAGAAGAUCACUUACACUGUUAUUGAUUCCCAUGGGCUCUCAGAAAAUGGUGUAGGAUCAGGUGUAUCAAGAGAUGUAUAUUCAAUGUUUUGGAAAGACGUUGCAGAUAGCUAUUUAGUUGGUGCUGAUGAGCGUGUUCCCUUUGUUAGACAUGACCUCUAUGUAUCAGAAUGGGAGGCUAUUGGUAAAAUUCUUGUCAAAGGUUUUAUUGACACUGGAUACUUUCCAAUAGUUAUCAGUCGUUCAUUUAUGCAUUACUGCUUGUAUGGGGAAGUGAAUAAUCCUGAUGAUCUAAUAGAUGGGUUUUUAAGGUAUUUAUCUCAAAUGGAACGAACAGUUGUUCAAGAAGCACUUGCUUCUAAAAAAUCUGAUAUUUUUACCUCAGAAGAAUUUAUGGACAUUCUUGAUCAGUUUAAGUGUCGUACAUUGGUAACUUCUAGUAAUGUUAAUGAAGUGGUGAUUGAGCUUGCAAGACAAGAACUAUACCAGAAACCUCAUAUAAUGGCAACAUGCUGGAGAACUAAUUUCGCCCCUCUACUAACACACCUAUCAACUCCGGAAUCUCUUGUUGCCUUGUAUGAAAAGGUAGAACCAACGGCAAAAAAGCUUUUGGCAUUAAUUGUUUCGGACCCUGCUAACGAGAGUGAAAGAGAUGCACUUCAGUAUUUUAAAAGAUUUGUACGGGGACUGGAAAAUAUGGAGUUAAAGCGACUAUUGCAAUUUCUUACUGGUUCAGAACUGAUAAUAGUCAAUUCACUGCACAUAAUGUUUAAAAAAGAUGUAACUGAAUUCUCCAGAAGGCCAAUAGCACAUACAUGUGGGCCUAUGUUGGAAUUACCAUCAACUUACAACAAUUUUUGUGAGCUUAGAGAGGAAUUUACAAGUAUAUUGAAAAAAUCAACAUGGGAAAUAGACAUUGUAUGACU